Messenger RNA from Cyprinus carpio (common carp), 3051 nucleotides. Its product is annotated as draxin-like. The record is from RefSeq and is a predicted model, not a curated record. Lineage: Eukaryota; Metazoa; Chordata; Actinopteri; Cypriniformes; Cyprinidae. Gene Ontology annotation, biological process: Wnt signaling pathway; axon guidance. Gene Ontology annotation, cellular component: extracellular region.
UUCUCACAUCAUCACUGACAUCAGACUUCACAGCGGCGCGCAUUCGGGGAGCGCGCUCGACUUGAGAGCCAGAGACAGUUCAUCUGUGAUCCGCUUCUUCACUCUGCUGCUUCUUAACGAAAUAACACACGGUGGCACUCUGUUUGAAGAUGGCGGCUCUCGGCUUUUGUCAUCUCUUGGCUGUGCUCCUCAUCACACUGUCCCACACCUCGUACAGCUCUGAGAUCCCAUCUGAAAAUGCCAAAAAGUGUCUGAUCGGGUCUGCCCCCUCUGACUCCAAGCAAGACCAAGAUAUGGGACUUCUGGGCAGCAGCCAACGACGGAGAUACUGGACACGUAAAGACAGGGAUAGUAUUGGGCUUCACUCGCAAAGGCCACUGGAUCAACCGGAGGAUGAUGGGACAAGUCUGGAGGGUCUGAGCCCUGUAAGGCUGGAGAUGGGGCCUGGGGACAGUAUGAGGACGGAGGUUCAUGAGGAGGUGAGGGGCCCUGCUCAUAUGCGGCGGGGAAAUCCUCCUCCGGAAGGAGAGUUAAAUCGUAAAGGCAGGAGACAUGGUCACGGGCAUCAGGCUGAUCACAGAAAGCAGGAAGGCAAAAGAGACAAAGGUCGAGCUAAAGGGGAUCUCUAUGACCCUGAACCAGAAUUAGACUCCUUGUUGAAGGAUAUGAAUGCAUUUGAGGAUGGUUUUUACACCUCCCCGCCCAAUCACGACAAUGCCCCACUCACUGAAGCUCCCUCCCAUCUCUUCCCCAUUUUGGUAACCACGGCAAUCAACGAGCAUCCCCCAACACUGUCCCCAGCCUCCACCAAACCCCAGGUACCCUGGCAAGCAGACGAAUCAUUGAGUAUGAAGAAGUCGGGUCGAGGGAAGGCUCAAGGGGAGGUGAUGCCGACUCUGGACAUGGCCCUCUUUGACUGGACUGAUUAUGAGGAUAUGAAGCCUGUAGACACUUGGCCAUCCAACAAAAGAAAAGAUAAACGUCGUGGCAAAAACAAAAAUAAUGGGAACACAACGCUUGAUGCUGAUGUCAUUGACCCAUGUGACCAUCAUCUUGACUGCCUCCCUGGUUCCUGUUGUGACCUGAGAGAACAUGAGUGCAAACCUCACAAUCGCGGCCUAAACAACAAGUGUUAUGAUGACUGUAUGUGUGAGGAGGGUCUGCGUUGUUAUGCCAAGUUCCACCGCAAGAGGAGAGUGACCCGAAGACGGGGCCGCUGUGUGGAGCCAGAAUCAGCCAACAGCAACCAAGGAGCCUUCAUCACCAUCUGACAUACUGUACAGAGAGAUACCCCAUGACUGAUGAUGGACUGAGCUUUGAAGAAUGUGGGUCAACAAUGAAUGUCUUCAGCCCACAGUAUAAAUGUACAUACACUGUUCAUCUGCCUGUCAGGGUUGUGCACCAUUCAGAAUUCUUGAAUUUGAAUUGAGGUAGCAAUCAGUAUACAUAAUUGUAAUUUGAAACAAAAAGUAGAAUUUAAUUUUUCAGUUUGAAUUAACCAUGAAUGUUGUCACACACAACAUAUGGGAUAUUUCUAGAAACACUAGAUGAUAUUAAUAAUACGAUUUUGAAAUCCCCCUUAUUAAAAUCAAAUUACUUUUUUGGACCAUGGAAUUAAUCAAAGCCAACUAAUGGACCACUGAAUUUUCUAAUGUACUUUUAUUAUUAGUACACUUGUGUGGAUAAGCUCAAUAUAUUAUGUAAUUGAUAGAUUCAAAUUUGGUCAGUAUUUAUUUUUUCUAAAAUUAUUUGAAAACAAUUUGGUGAUAUUUUUUUUGUGAUGCAGGGUGGCAUAAUUAAAAUCUAAAAAAAAAAAGUCUCUACCUAAAAUUUAGCAAAACUCUAAAAGCAUACCUUUACACACAAUUCAUCAAAGCUUCCAGCUGAAAUGAACACUAGAGGCAGUAAAAUGGUAGUUAUUUUCAAAAUGAUGAUUAUGGGGACAGAUUUUCUAUUAAUAAAUAUUUUUGUGUGGUUCCUUGCACAAUAUUAUAGCAUAACCUCAAAAUGCUUUUACCAUAGCGCAUGAUUUGUAAAUGAACACAUUUUGACACUGGCAUCACAUAAUCAGCUCCAUAUGUAUGGCUUUUCUAACAUAGUAAACUUGCUCAGUAUCUCACCCGGUACAGCACUGCACUUUGUGCUGCAGAACGCUCAGCUGUGAGUUCCAUGAAACACAGGAUAAAACACAACCUUGGUUGGAAGUUAAACAAUGUAUUUACUUUAUAGAAAUAUGUCUGUGCAAAGAAAAAUUAUUUGUGCGUAUUAGGGAUUACAUAGGCAGAAUUAUACAAUAAUAGUGAUUAAAUUGACAAUGCAGUUGUUUAUGCUGUGUCAUUCAACUUAAAUUUCUAGGUAGAAUUUCUAUUCAGUAAAUUCCUCUUUUCUGUUAUUUAAAUACCAAUUCAUCAUUCUGACUGUGGCCAAUUUAAUUUCGCAGUUCACAUUUAUGAAUUUCAAGGAAGCAGAUUCUUAAAGUAUGAAUUUUGCCCAACCCUGCUGUUUACUUUUAAGUUUGAACAGAAUAAUUUGUGUCUGAAUGGAAGGCUUUUUCUACUGAUUAUUGUUAUACUACUGUCAGUAACUACUGCUACUCCUGUAUUAAUGGAUAUUGAUUUGUUUGGUUUAUUUGUAAUAUAUGCUUUAUUUAUUCAAGUACCAAACAGCUUCUUUUAUUGAGAGAUGUUGGACAGGGAAUGUGCUCUUCUUUAACGACUGCGUGUUCUGACAGAAAGAUGGAUGCUUGAAUGAGUGAUUGUUACCUGUAUGGGUUAGAGGGAUAGAGAUGGACAGAGGAGAUUGAGGGGAGAGAUGGAUGACUUGUCAGUUCAAAUCACUGAGCUUCUUUAUGGUCUGACACACCUCUGUGUCCCGUCACUUGUUUUAACUGUUUACUAGACUUUUGUGUUAGUGGGGCUGUAGAUAUGCUUUAGUCUUUGUAAAGUUUUUUCUUUUUUUCUGUCACCUUGUUUUCAACUUGAAAUUUCUCAAGCUCCAUAAAUUGUCAUUUAUUUUUAACUGAUACACCAGAAAUAAACUUAACUGAGGACA